AUACACUAAUUGAUGUACAUUUUAUACUUGAUACACUAAUCUGAUGUGCACGUUACAUUAAUAUGAUGCGCGAGAUACGUUAAUUUGAUGCGCUGAUACAUUAAUCGAAUGCAUGAAAAUAAGGGAUUUUGGAAAUUUAUAAAACUAAUAGGGGAUAUUGGUAAUAAGAGAACUUAAAGGUGAGAUUUCUAUCAUUUUUCCAUAAAUUUAUCUACAUAAAUUAGCUUGUAAAUUUUAUUAUACAGAGAGAGUAGUGCUUUUUCUAUAGAAGUCUUCUUUGACUCCAUCUCCAUGAAUUUGUUAAUGCUACUAGCCAAAGUGGCAGAAAAAUCACAUGUUAUGUAUAAUAUAACUUUUCUUUUGAUUCUUUUUUUUUUCUUCUCAAAGUGGACUCACUUGUUUUUAUGUCCAACUCAAGUUGUCAAAAUAACUAGAGCAAAGUCUGUAAAUCUUGGAUUGCUAAGCAUUAAAUUUCCUAAUUGAUAAAUGACCUUGCAAGUUUUCUAGGAAAAAUAGAUUCAUGCAAGAGAAAAUUAGGUGAUAUUGUUGGAACUUGGAAGUUUACAUGGAUAUUUGAUGUGGCCCUUUAUUCAUUUUACUUUUCUUAGUCUUUUUGGUUUAGAAGUUUCCAUGUAACUUGUUUAUGCUACUAGCCAAAGUGGGACAAAAAUCAGAUGCAAUAACUUUACUUUUCAUUCUUUUUUCUUAUCAAAGUGGGGUCACUUAUCUAGGAAAGUACAUAGAUACAUGCAAGAACUAGUCAAUGGUAAAUAUAUAUAUAUAUAUAUAUAUAUGUAUAUAUUAAUUGCUUCUUGCUCAUAGUUUCAAACAAAAAACAAUGGACAAAUGGAAAUAUGCAAGAUUAGCACAGUUCCUUUUCACUUUGUCUCUACUGUUCCUAGAGACAUCUUUUGGAUUAGGUGGUAACAAGACCCUAUGUUUAGAUAAGGAGAGAGAUGCUCUUCUUGAGUUCAAAAGAGGUCUUACUGAUUCUUUUGAUCAUUUAUCUACAUGGGGUGAUGAAGAAGAUAAACAAGAAUGCUGCAAAUGGAAGGGUAUUGAAUGUGACAGAAGAACAGGUCAUGUAACUGUUAUUGAUCUACACAAUAAGUUUACUUGUUCUGCUGGUGCCAGUGCUUGUUUUGCUCCAAGAUUGACAGGUAAACUUAGCCCUUCUCUGCUUGAGUUGGAGUACUUGAAUUACUUGGACCUCAGUGUUAAUGAAUUUGAAAGAAGUGAAAUACCAAGAUUCAUAGGCUCACUUAAGAGACUAGAGUACUUGAACCUGUCAGCUUCUUUUUUUUCUGGUGUAAUUCCAAUACAGUUCCAGAAUCUAGUUUCUUUAAGGACUCUUGAUCUUGGAGAAAAUAAUCUUAUAGUAAAGGACCUUAGAUGGCUUCCUCAUCUGUCUUCUCUAGAGUUUUUGAGUCUGAGUUCUAGCAACUUCCAAGUAAACAAUUGGUUUCAAGAGAUAACUAAGGUCCCUUCAUUGAAAGAACUGGACUUGAGUGGUUGUGGACUCUCUAAGUUGGUUCCAUCUCAAGCUGAUUUAGCCAAUUCUUCUUUAAUAUCUAUUUCUGUUCUUCAUUUAUGUUGUAAUGAGUUUUCUUCUUCAUCUGAAUAUAGCUGGGUAUUCAAUUUGACCACAAGCCUAACUAGCAUUGACCUCCUUUAUAAUCAACUCAGCGGUCAAAUUGAUGAUCGCUUUGGGACCUUGAUGUAUCUUGAACAUCUUGAUCUUGCUAAUAACUUAAAGAUUGAAUGUGGGGUUCCCAGUUCUUUUGGGAAUUUGACACGUUUACGUCAUCUGGACAUGUCUAAUACUCAGACAGUCCAAUGGCUUCCUGAGUUGUUUCUCAGGUUAUCAGGCAGUAGGAAAUCACUUGAGGUUUUGGGGUUGAACGAAAACUCAUUGUUUGGUUCAAUUGUUAAUGCAACAAGAUUUCAUCCUUAAAGAAAUUAUACCUGCAGAAGAAUA
Solanum pennellii is the source of this 1978-nucleotide messenger RNA. RefSeq names its product receptor-like protein EIX1. Lineage: Eukaryota; Viridiplantae; Streptophyta; Magnoliopsida; Solanales; Solanaceae. Bases 839 to 1954 code for a protein of 371 amino acids. The record is from RefSeq and is a predicted model, not a curated record. The transcript has a single exon. Gene Ontology annotation, molecular function: protein binding.